ACAAGUCCGGACACAUGCCGGCAGUGACCGCUAUACGAACGCCCCGCAACACGUCCGCUCACGUGUGCAGUCCGUGACAGCGUCGCGCAGCGGGGACGCGCGGCUGUUUACCCAGCGAGGGCCGGGGGUGCUGCAGGGGCCCUAUUAAAGACGACGUCAUGAUUAUACACUGAACCGGAGUGUAAAAACAGUGGAGAGGUGGAUAUGAAUGAUCACGUCCGUGUGAACUGUCUCGUCAUGCGGGGCGUGCUACCUGUCAGGGCUGCGGAGCUGUAAGCGCGCGCGCGGUGGAGCGCGGCCGAGUGCGCUCGAGCACGACGAUGGACCCCGCCGACGAGCUGACAUCUGCCGCCGCGACCGGGAACGCGGAGCUCGUGAGGACUUUGCUGGAGAGCGGAGUCGCUGCCAAUGGGCUGAACCGCUUCGGACGGACCGCUCUGCAGGUGAUGAUGAUGGGCAGCGUCCCGGUGGCCCGACUCCUGCUGUCGCACGGCGCGGACCCGAACCUGGGCGACCCGCUCACGGGCUCCACGCCCCUGCACGACGCCGCGCGCCUCGGAUUCCUGGACACCGUGCGGCUCCUGGUCCGCUUCGGAGCCCGCGUCCACGCCACGGACCGCAACAUCCAGAGGCCCGUGGACCUCGCGCAGCAAAACGGACACGUGGACGUGGAGGCUUUUCUUCGCUCUUGUAGAAUGUGAAGUAUGUUUUUUUUUUAUCAUUUUUCUAUGUAUCCCGUAAUGUCUGUGCUUGUAUUUACCUCGAGUCGAAGCUAUUUUUGUCCGAGGGACUAAAUGAGCCGCUUGUUCCGUUUACACAGCAGCAGCAGGGUAAUGUUUACUCUGUUAAUUGAAGGUAAGCACCUGAUGAAAGGUACGGCGGCGAAAGGUGGAUUCUAACCACCUGGGUCGUUCCCCGUUAGGAAUCGAUGUGACCACAGGCACAGCGCUGCCCUUACGAGUUCUUACACGUGACACUCGUUCGUUAUAACUGUACUAUUUCGUGUUCAUUUUCAUUGGUCAUUUUCGCUCAAAAUGAAAAAGGCGGCGACAGUGAAAAGUGACCCGGU
This is a messenger RNA of Scleropages formosus (Asian bonytongue), 1069 nucleotides long. RefSeq names its product cyclin-dependent kinase 4 inhibitor B-like. The coding region runs from base 321 to 701 and encodes 126 amino acids. Gene Ontology annotation, biological process: regulation of cyclin-dependent protein serine/threonine kinase activity; regulation of G1/S transition of mitotic cell cycle; negative regulation of cell population proliferation. The transcript has 2 exons. Lineage: Eukaryota; Metazoa; Chordata; Actinopteri; Osteoglossiformes; Osteoglossidae. Gene Ontology annotation, molecular function: protein kinase binding; cyclin-dependent protein serine/threonine kinase inhibitor activity. The record is from RefSeq and is a predicted model, not a curated record. Gene Ontology annotation, cellular component: cytoplasm; nucleus.